AUGGCGAAUGAAUCGAAAUGUCCAAGUUGUAUCAAGCCACACCUUGACACCAUCCACAACCGACGCAUGAACCAAGGUCAGAAACAACCACCGCCGCAGGGCAAUCCGGCAGUUCCAUUCCCAAAUGAAUCUUCAAUCUGGGAGGUCUAUAUAAACGAAUCAAUCGUCGCAGAUAAUGAACUGGUGAAAGAUUGGACAUCCAGUCUUAACUUUCUCCUGGCCGCCAUAUUCUCCUCUGUCCUUUCAGCAUUCAUCAUUGAGAGCAAGCAGAUGCUCCAACAAGAUCCUGCUGAUGUAAUGGUCGACGCUCUCAUCUUCUUCAUCAACAACACCGCCAACGGCACUCAUACACCCUACUCCCGCACCUCAUUCUCUCCCGCACCUUACGCCGUAUCAGUGAACUGCCUCUUCUUCGCUAGCUUGAGUGCCAGUAUCGUCGCAGCUUUGGCGAGUGUAGUAUCACUACAAUGGGUAGCUGAAUACGACGCGGCCGUUAGUCGAAGUGGGUCAUCUCCGGAAGACCGUGUGAAGCGAAGACAGUUCCGUACCAUCAGUUGUAUCCUGAGCGUCGCGUUGGGCUACUACGCGUACACGACUCACGAAAAGUUUCAUUUCACGAUCGUUUACUUAAAAUCCAUUGAACCAAUCCUUGCAUCGGCCAACGUCGCAGCAAAGAAAGUAGAUGAAUGGAUAGAGGAUAUGGCUAACGCAUCUGCUGCAAAUAACGCCGGUGGGAACGCGGCAUCCAACGUUAAGGAAACCAACUUCAACAAAGCAAGACUAUUCUUGGAUGGUCACGAGCUAGGUGGCAGAGGAAUAAUUUUAAAGAGGCUAUUUGAUGCUAUUGCCAUCCUUAAUGCGGACCUAAGAAGAAGCUUCAUGCUGUUGGAUUGUUAA
Messenger RNA from Acaulospora colombiana, 897 nucleotides. The record is from the annotation of a GenBank genome assembly. Lineage: Eukaryota; Fungi; Glomeromycota; Glomeromycetes; Diversisporales; Acaulosporaceae.